AUGCAGUCCUUAGCCGUUUCUUGCAGCUCGUCAGCCAUGCUUGCGGGAGCUAACUCCCUGCAAUCAGCGUCGUCGUCGUCGUCGUCGUCGCUGAUUCAACGAGCGCCAGCUGGGGCUCGCAGCAUUUCAUUCGCGAGGCCCGGGCGACUGGGGAGUGGACUCGGGCGAAGGAGAGUGAUGCUGGUGACGGCAGCCACAGGCGGGGCGAAGGGGUUCGGCAAGGCGGACGACGGCAAGAGCCGGUGGGCGCCCGAUGUGUCGGCGGCGCAAGAGGUGUCUCAGAGGCCCUCCCGUGCUGCCUCGGAUGACGACCGGCUGUUUGAGGAGCGCCUGAGGGAAGUGCGCCGGGCGCCCUCCCGUGCUGCCUCGGACGAUGACCGGCUGUUUGAAGAGCGCCUGAGGGAAGUGCGCCGGCAAGCAGAAGAGAAGAAGCGGGCGAAAGCAGUGCAAAGCACAGCAGCCAUAGACUAUGACAACCCGCAGACAGAGCCCCUGGUGGACACCGCUGCUCUCACCAAGGACCUCCCCACUAAGGAGCAGCAGGGGCAGGUGAGCAGCACAGCAGCCAUAGACUACGACAAUCCGCAGACAGAGCCGCUGGUGGACACCGCUGCUCUCACCAAGGACCUUCCCACUAAGGUGAGUCGCGCUGUGCUGCUGCUUGGCACGAAGCAGUGGAGCAAGCUUUUGGGCGUCAUUCUUGGCAUUGUUCCGGAUGAUGGUGAACGCAUUGCAGUGCAGACAGAGCCCCUGGUGGACAUGGCUGCUCUCACCAAGGACCUCCUCUUAGCUUAG
Closterium sp. NIES-65 is the source of this 795-nucleotide messenger RNA. Lineage: Eukaryota; Viridiplantae; Streptophyta; Zygnematophyceae; Desmidiales; Closteriaceae. The record is from the annotation of a GenBank genome assembly.